CUCUAUAGCCACGCCCACCUGCGCUCACCUGCCGCACCUGUCCAGAGCUUUGCUACCUGCCUGUACUGGCAAAUAUCAACCUUUUCAUUACACCUCUCCUGCUCAGUAAAUCCACAUCCGCCUGCUGCUGCUGUACUUGUGUCUCUUUUCACCUGACAUGCUGGAUGGAGCUCCUGGCUUACCUGCAUGACUCGGAGCUCGUGGCCCGGUUCCAGAGACGAUGCGGACUCUUCCUGGUCCAAACCGAGCAUCACGAUGGAUCCCCGGUCCACGCCGACGAACCACGUGGACAUGUGAAGGGAAGAUGGGACCACCAGGAUAAGAACUCCAACUACAAAUACAAGGAGAAUGGAUGUGCCAUUAGUGGCAGCAGCAGGCCUAAGUAUGAGGUGAGGAACUGGCUGUUACACUUCCUCUUCCUGCUCUCGGCAGGCCUGGGGCACGAAGUGUUCUACAUCACCUGUCUGCCUUGCAUACACUGGAACCUGGACCCAUUCCUGUGCCGACGCCUCGUCAACAUGUGGACCUUGGUGAUGUACGUCGGUCAGGCGAUGAAAGACGUGCUGAAGCUGCCUCGCCCUCUCUCGCCCCCUGUGGUCAAGCUGGAGACGCGCGUCGAUGCCGAAUACGGGCUACCGUCCACCCACGCCAUGGCCGCCAUCACCAUCUCCUUCACGGUUUUACUAAGCGCUCCGUCCAGGAUACAGUUCCAGUUCGAGGUGGGUCUACUGAUCGCGCUGACGCUGUCGUCUUUGGUGUGUCUGAGCCGCCUCUACACUGGCAUGCACUCAGUUUUGGAUGUGAUCUGUGGCGCUCUAAUCUCAGCCGUCAUCAUGUUCGUCACCUACCCAUUUUGGGAAACCUUCGACCAGUUCCAGCUCACCAGCUACAUCUCCCCCGUCGUGGCGUUGUCACUGCCCCUCUUCCUCAGCUACACAUACCCAGAGCUGGACCACUACAGCACCACACGGGGGGACACCACCACCAUCCUAGGAGCAGGUGCCGGGUCCUCUGUGGGGUACUGGGUGAAUCAGCAGCUGGGGCAGACUUUUGACCCCCCGGGGGUGCUACCUGUACCCCUACCCACACUGACGGCUACUGCACUGUCACGAGGUGCUGCACGCCUCCUUGUGGGAGCUGUAGCGUUACUGGUAACUCGACUGGUGGUGAAGACACUGAGCCUGCAGGUGUUGUAUUGGUGGCACAGAGUGCCAAAACAAGACGACAGCGCCAGGAGGAGGAGAGAGAUCGAAGUGCCGUAUAAGUUUGUCACAUACACGGCUGUUGGACUCGUCAACUCUAUAUUAGUCAAUAGAGUCUUCAUUCUACUGGGACUACUAUGACCUACUAACACAAGACUGAUGCAUCAUGAUCUGAACUUGCCAUUACAAUAAUGUACCUCAUAUUUAUUUCAAUGUGUAUCAAAUAGGGUUGUAACGAUAUCGGGCCAAUACUGACUCAAAUAGUUGGAUCAGAUAUCAGUGACAAUGGGGCCAAUCUAUUCAAUUCAAUACUGUUUGUAUACUUUAUACAUUAUAUACUGGAAAUUUCAAUUCUUGUGAAAGUUUUUACCAAUUUGUUGCUGCAUAAAAACAUUUUCUACCAA
Molecule: messenger RNA, 1606 nt
Organism: Sebastes umbrosus (honeycomb rockfish)
Lineage: Eukaryota; Metazoa; Chordata; Actinopteri; Perciformes; Sebastidae
Gene: sgpp2
Product: sphingosine-1-phosphate phosphatase 2
Exons: 5
Coding region: 165-1343 (392 amino acids)
Biological process (GO): sphingosine metabolic process; phospholipid dephosphorylation
Cellular component (GO): endoplasmic reticulum membrane
Molecular function (GO): sphingosine-1-phosphate phosphatase activity
Source: RefSeq, a predicted model, not a curated record